AUGAGAAUUCUAAGUACAGUUUUUGGUAUGGCUUUCUAUUUACUUCAUGCCGUUUCUGGAGAAAGUGGCUAUGCGCAGAACGGAGAUCUGGAAGAUGCAGAGCCAGACGACUACUCAUUCUCGUGCUACAGUCAGUUGGAGGUUAAUACUGACUCCGAGCACACACUGACCUGUGCUUUUCGUGACCUGGACGUCAACAGUACCAAUGUGGAGAUGGAAAUAUGUGAUGUCUCCUGGAAAGAAAAAUGCCUAAUUAUGAAUAAGAUGCAAUACACAUAUUUCAUCAAAACAAACAAGUUCAUCUUGAUCGGAGACAACAAAAUGUGUGUGAAACUUGGGCAGAAAAGCUUAACUUGCCAAACAGUGAACAUCGUCAAAAUAGUUAAGCCUGAGGCUCCUUUUGAUUUAAGAGUAGAAUAUCGCGAGAGAGCCAAAGAUUUUGUAGUGACAUUUAAUACAACACAUUUGAAAAAGAAGUAUGUAAAAGAAUUAAUACAUGAUGUCGCCUACCACCAGGAAAAAAAUGAAAACGAAUGGAUGCACAUGAAUUUAACCAGCACAAAGACUGUCCUGCUGCAGAGGAAGCUACAACCUAACGCAGUGUAUGAGAUUAAAGUCCGCUCUAUUCCUGAUGGAAAGUAUUUUGCCGGCUUCUGGAGUGCAUGGAGCCCAAGCUACCACUUCAGAACUCCAAAGACCAAUGCACCAGGAGCGAUGGAUCCUAUUUUGCUAACUGUCAGCAUUCUGAGUUCUUUCUCAGUGGCCCUGUUGGUCAUCCUGACCUGUGUAUUAUGGAAAAAAAGAAUUAAGCCUAUCAUAUGGCCCAAUCUUCCUGAUCAUAAGAAGACUCUUGAAGAACUGUGUAAGAAACCAAUAAAGAAUUUGAAUGCAAGUUUCAAUCCAGAAAGCUUCCUGGACUGUCAGAUUCAUAUGGUGGAUGGCAUUCAAGCCAAAGAGGAAGCCGAAGCCUUUCAGCCUGGUUCUUUUCCUCUACCGGCUGAGGAGUCUGAGAAACAAAAGCUAGUGGAAGAUGUGCAAGGCCGGAGCUGGCCCACAGAGCAAGCAGUUGUCACCCCAGAAACUUUGAGAGGAGAUUCGCCCCUCCGAUGCCGGCCUGGGAACAACAGCACUUGUGAUGUUCUGGGGCUGCCCUACUCGCGAUCACCGAAAUGCAGAGAUGGGGACCGGAGCGAGCCCCGCAUGUACCAGGAUCUGCUGUUUAGCACUGGGACAACAAACAUUGUCCUGCCCCCUCCAUUUUCUCUCCCUUCAGGAAUCCUUCCCUUGAAUCCUGCUCCUGCUCCCCAGGGACAGCCCCCCCUCACGUCCCUAGGAUCAAGGCAAGAGGAAGCAUAUGUCACCAUGUCCAGCUUCUACCAAAAUCAGUGA
Elephantulus edwardii (Cape elephant shrew) is the source of this 1389-nucleotide messenger RNA. It is a transcript of the gene IL7R, whose product is annotated as interleukin 7 receptor. Gene Ontology annotation, cellular component: membrane; external side of plasma membrane. Bases 1 to 1389 code for a protein of 462 amino acids. The transcript is spliced from 8 exons. Gene Ontology annotation, molecular function: protein binding; cytokine receptor activity. The record is from RefSeq and is a predicted model, not a curated record. NCBI's taxonomy places the organism in Eukaryota, Metazoa, Chordata, Mammalia, Macroscelidea, Macroscelididae. Gene Ontology annotation, biological process: cytokine-mediated signaling pathway; positive regulation of receptor signaling pathway via JAK-STAT; hemopoiesis.